Blastomyces dermatitidis ER-3 is the source of this 3243-nucleotide messenger RNA. RefSeq names its product parasitic phase-specific protein PSP-1. The record is from RefSeq and is a predicted model, not a curated record. The transcript is spliced from 2 exons. NCBI's taxonomy places the organism in Eukaryota, Fungi, Ascomycota, Eurotiomycetes, Onygenales, Ajellomycetaceae. Bases 1295 to 2272 code for a protein of 325 amino acids. Gene Ontology annotation, cellular component: fungal-type vacuole; plasma membrane.
UUGGUACAUCCCUGAACGCUGUCCCAAAUGCUCUGAUUGAAAGGCAUCCUCUUUCUCAGAGGGAUGGCUCGCUCGCAGGUUAGCAUGAACAUGUAACUACCGAGUUGAGUAUUUACAAUGCUAUAGUAGCAAUUCCCGCCGCCGAACAAGUGUUCAUUGACCAGCAAGACCUUCUUGGACCAGAAAAUCGGCACAUCACAAUUUCAACGAGUACAAAGUACGGACGGAGUACGUGCGUAUCAUUUCGGUCUUGGAAAUCUAGACCACAAGAGUCAUGACAACGCUGGUUUCAUCAUCCUGAAGGAUCCGGAACAAGUGCUGUUGGACAAGCCAGGACGGACCAGUGGCUCAGCGAGCUAGAAUCGCUGUAGAAUAAUCACGCAUGCGCCUCGUCCGAUUAGAGUUAUGUCUCGUCGUGCUCAAAAGGAUGCCGGCGGGGAAUGUCGAACAGGCUGCAAUAUUUCCGACAUACUUGGCGCUCUCUCCUGGCACGCACCGCUUGCUGCUUUGCUCGUUAAUUUAACUAGUUCCAAUCAUCAGCCAACGACCAGUUAAAUAAAUACACGCUGUGUCGUUUUCGGAUCGGGGGACCGAAGCCAGGCGCUAGCUACGCAGCUUAAAUCAACUUUAACUCCUUGGCCCUUCAGCCCUCUCCCAGUUUUUACCACAACAGGAAUAGGCUGCGGGUUUUUAGAUCGGCCGGUAGCCCAUCUCAGACGAAUGAAAACCCUACCAUACGGACAGGCCUGAUGCUGACGACGUUUCUUGGUGGCUUAAAUUAGGCAGCGCAGAUUCUCUGUUUUGUUUUGGAGCUUCUUCUUCCUCGAGCCGUCUUACGUGCGAGUAAGUUAGUUAGUUACCUACCUCAAUCACAGAAAACACAAAAUAAUAAGUCCGAUGUUCAAGUACCCAUGACGUUUCCCCUAGACGCUGAUGUGAGCUUCCAAUUGGCUCAUCCACCUUGACAAGCACAGAUGUCAAAGGCCCAAGUCUUUUGCUGCUAUGCUCAACUUCGGAGAAAUGAGAAUCGAAUUUGAUACCUUGUAUUUGUGGCAGAUGCCCAAGGCCAUGACAGGUCUCAUGUUCCCACCUAUUGCCAUAUUUAGACCAGGGGAGCAAACUGUGCCUUUGAUAUCAAAUAGAUAAAUAUCAUGACUGUCCCUUGAGAUGGGAAGUAUCUUUUCACUACAAACAAUCAUCCUCCAGUCUUUCUCUUUCAUAGUUCGGGAACUUAUUUAUUUUCUCGACAUAUUUUGUUCUUAACCUACAUUUCCUCCCUCUCGAUCAUCAAUCAAUGUCUGCCUCCCUUCUGUCGGCGCUUGUCCGCCGUCAAGACUAUAUGACUGGAGACUCAUGCACUUUCGAGAUAUGUGAUAUUGAAAAUUCAUACUAUGGCUACCGCCCGACACGUUCGGCAAACAUUGCUUUUGCUGUAAUUUUCGGCGUCUCAUUUCUUGCAUAUGUCGUACAAGCCUUCACUUCGAGGCGGUUUCUAGGAUUUUCCAUUGCAAUGGUCCUUGGUACUCUGUGCGAGCUUAUCGGAUACAUCGGUCGGAUAUUGAUGUACGACAAUCCAUGGGCACAGAAUCCAUUUAUGGUCCAAAUCUGCUGCCUGACAAUUGGACCGGCCUUCCUCGCCGCCGGUAUUUAUUUCUGCCUCUCAAGAAUCGUCACAACAUUCGGCCGCGAAAAUUCCCGGAUCCCCGCAGUUUGGUAUCCACGGAUUUUCAUUCCAUGCGACAUCCUCGCGCUGGCGCUUCAAGGCGCUGGAGGAGGGCUUGCUAGCUCCGCCGACCACGGAACUUCUGCGGCAGAUGUCGGUACGAACCUUAUGAUUGCCGGUGUUGUCUGGCAGGUCGUCAUUCUAGGCGUUUUCAUCCUACUCGCUAUGGAUUUCGCUAUCCGAACCGUGCUCCGCAUGCAAUCAAUUGGCGUCGAAGCUCUAGACCCCAAGCAUGCUAUGCUCCGUUCGUCAUUUGCCUUCCGUGGCUUCCUUACUGCCCUCUCGCUGGCUACUCUGUUCAUCUUUACCCGAUGUGUUUAUCGAAUUGCAGAGCUUUCGGGUGGUUGGGAUGGACCGCUGCUCAAAGAUGAACCCCUAUUUAUUGGCCUCGAAGGUGUUAUGGUUGCUCUUGCUGUGUUGGUUCUUAACGCAUUCCAUCCAGGUCGGUGCUUUGGCACAGAAACUACUACUCACGGUGAGGAGCUAAAAGGCCAUAUAUCCCAAGAUGGGGACUCCACUCAAAUGGAACUUAUCGGGAGCAGACGAUAGUAGCAAGUCGAGUACACUCGACUGACCUAAUAAGUCACUCCUAAGGGGGCACAUGGGGUUUAUGUUAGCAACGGUCCAUUUAAUUUUGUUCGGCGUUUGCAUACCAGUCUUUUUUUCUUCUCUUUUUUUCUCUUUUUUCCUUGUUUUAUUUUUUUUCCUUUUUUUCCCCCUUGGGCAUGAUGUCCAUUGCAUAUCUAUCUAUCUCCUUUUGUCGACCUAGCGGGUUUCGAGAUUCCCUAUCAUAUUUCCAAAAAUGUUUAAUUCCUUGUUAAAUUAAUAGAACACCACGAAUGUAAAUAUAAUGAAAACUUUGGUACCUAAUCCUCAUCGGUGGAAGUCUUUGUUGAACACUUAUAAGUGCAUACUCCGUCCUAUUUAAAUAUUUCAUUUUUAGUGAUUCGGUCUAAAAAUACCCUCAUGUUCGUAUGUAAGCCUAGGUUUAUUAUGAAGACCAAUAGAAGAAUAGGUCGUCUGGCAGCCACAAAGAAAACGAGAUAGGAAUUUGUGGCAUUCUGCAGAAGUCAAGUUUCCAUCCAGCUGGAGCGAGUUGUAAAUCGUUCCUCCUCUCCGACAGGAUAUCCCCAGUCCGCCGCAAUUGCAUUCUAUCAACCGCUUUGCUAACAGAUGUCUGUCCCUGGUUUUGGGGUCAGCACCAUGGCUACCCUCACCACAGUAGUGUUGCCUUCUCCGGAGUAUGCAGCGCCGCAUCACCCCCUCAUCACCACCUGAUUGGCAUCGUAUUCCUAGUGCUCGCUGCCAGUGAUGGUGUAUGAGUCCCUUUGGCGCUACGAAAUGCAAGCUCAUAAAGCACGGGCACUCGAUAAAUCCCUUUUACAGGACGCGUCAAUUAUGUUCUCAACAGCGAACCAGACCAUAUCCAUCCUAACCCGCUGAGCAAUAGAGAAAACACCAGCUGUGUAGCUGAAGGAAAGAAAGGAAAAACUUCGUUUUUAGCCCUAUUUUCGUGACGA